GCACCCAGCAAGGAUCCUCAGCAUGUGGAUUACGUGCCGUCUUCAUUCCGCUACAAUGAAAGGGCAAUUGAAGCUGCACGAAAGAGGAAAGAGAGUUACGUGCGGCGUGCAUCUCUGGCGCAAAAGCGGGAAUGUGCGAGGCAACAGCAGCCGACGUUGUGCGCGCAGGGCACCACUGCAGACCAAACAGUGGACGAAGCGAUGAAUUCACCGGGAGACGACUCUUAUCACGAUAUUCAGGACGACGAAGACGAAGUGCCAUCCUACAUCCAUGCUACAAGCAAUGCAAGAUCGACAGAAGUGCAGACGGACGCUGACACUGCUGUGUGCGACUCCUACCAGCGUUUGAAAGAAGAAGUAAGGAAGUUAAGAUUUACCGCCGAGGAGCUCAAGCGCGAAAGCUCACGGCAUGUGGAAGAACAAGAUCGGAACGUUGUGAAACAUAUGAGCGAAGCAAAGGUCCAGUUUUACACAGGUCUCCCAAAGGCUGUGUUUUUUGCCAUUUUGUCAAGCAUUGUGCCCAUAUUGCCAACAGCCCGAAAGAAGUUUCCGCAUCAUCUACAGCUCCUUACAUUUUUUGAUGAAGCUGCGGCUCAACGUUCCCUUCAGAGACCUGGCGUACCGGUUUAGUUUAGAUCCCAGGACAGUAAGCCAGAGUUUCAGGACUGUACUUGACAGCAUGUUCCAUUUGUGCAAAGACCUGAUCAAGUUCCCAACCCGUGAAGUAUGCGAGAGCUGGUUGACUGAAAAAGAGCUGAAGCAUUUUCCUAGGCUUCGGGCAAUCAUCGACUGCACCGAGGUGCACGUGGCAAGGC
Molecule: messenger RNA, 815 nt
Organism: Rhipicephalus sanguineus (brown dog tick)
Lineage: Eukaryota; Metazoa; Arthropoda; Arachnida; Ixodida; Ixodidae
Exons: 4
Coding region: 202-630 (142 amino acids)
Source: RefSeq, a predicted model, not a curated record